CAUUCCUGACUUCAAUUAAUGCUUGACCAUUGAUUUCUCUCCCCGUCUGCUGCUUUAUAUACUAAUUUAUAACUCCUUUCUUUAUAGUCGUUGGGGAACAAACAAGAUUGGCGCUUCAACCUUUUGAUGAAGUGAGAUUGUGAAUUUGAGCUGUUUUUGCAACUGGGAAUUUGGUUUUUAUGUGUUUGGUAAAGUUGUUGAGGAGAAAUAUUUUUCUUUCUGAUUGGGUGGUCUUGUGAUUGAUGAAUUGGUAAUUAGUUCCUUGAUCUGGGAUUAUUUUUGUUCUUCUAUUUAUUGAACUAAAUUUGAUAGGGAAUUCGGCCUUUAAGGUUCUCAUGAUGCUGUGAUAACUGAGUUCAGAAUGUUCUGAUUUUUUGGUUCUCUUGCAUUAAUAUCUUUGCUUCUAACUCGGGGUUUGAGCUCUCCUCUUUCAUAAAAAUUGGAUCUUUCUUAAUUCAGUUUCUGUUUGGAGGUACCUUGGCACCAGAGUUCUUGGUGAUGUUCCAUUGAAAUUUUAAGUGCUUAUGAAUAUUUCGGCUGGUUUGUCUGGAGCUGUUUCAGAAUUUUGACUUCAGGGUAUAUGGUCUUUUCUAGUUUAAGAUACAGCAUAUCUGCUUUUCUUCAGCUUCUGGAUUAAAUUCUAAAGACUGAUUGGCUUGAGAACCGUGUUUUGAGAGGUUGCUUUAGCGUUGUUGAAUCAAAUUCUGCAUAUCAUUUGAGUUUAUAGCACACAACUACUCUUUCACCUUUGCCAGUUUGUUGUGUUCAAGUUGCUUCUGAUUUCUUGGCUUGGCGUAGGAGUUGCAGCUGAGUUUAUCCCUUGUGGAGCCUUGAGAUUUAGCAAUGCUAACACCAUUUCUUGGAUUUGGAAGAUGGAAUUUGUGGGCCGUAGUACAUCGCUGACCAUCACAGUGGUAGUUUUGAGUUUAUUGGUGUUGGUGCAGUUGCCAGGACUAUCAGCUUCUGGUUUAUUAAUUGAUUCGAAUACUUGUGGAACAUACCAUAUUGGCUAUUCAGAUGAUCUUAAAGAGAGAUUGUUCUACAUUGAUGGAAAAUUAGUAGAUAGAAAUUUGUUUUGCAAAGCUCUCAAAUUCUAUCAAGAGAAUCAUUGCUUCAUUAGGGGAAACGCUAGAAAUCAACAUUGCAGUUUGUACGAUUCAUUGGAUGAGCUGCCUUUCAGGGCAGGAAGAAAAAUUUUGAAGGAAGGAGUAAGAGAAGAGUCGAUGGAAGAUCAUUUUAAAACACAGCAAAUGGAGGACAAAGAAGCCAAGUAUGUCAUAUUAACCCCAAAAAACUUGGCCAUGGCAGCACCUGGAGUUCUUCUUCUUUGCUGUGGCUUAGUUUGUCCUUGCUUUCGUGCAAGAAGAAAAGAAAGUUCUGUUCCUGUAUUUGAGAAGGAACCAAAUUCAAUGGACUCAGUUUCCUCUUUAGAAAUCAAUUCAGUUCCCGAAAAAAUUCCACCCAGUCCUUUACGGGUGCCACCUAGUCCUCUACGGGUGCCACCUAGUCCUUCUAGGUUUUCAAUGUCACCAAAACUUGAUAGAGUUGGAUCUGUUCAUCUAAAUAUGAGUCAAGUUGUGAGAGCUACCCAAAAUUUCUCACCAUCAUUAAAAAUAGGUGAAGGAGGUUUUGGAACGGUUUACAAAGCACAGCUACCUGAUGGCCAGGUUGUUGCCAUUAAACGUGCUAAGCAGGAGUACUUUGACACCCUACGAACUGAGUUUAGAAGUGAAGUUGAACUACUGGCCAAAAUUGAUCAUCGGAAUCUGGUCAAGUUACUUGGUUAUGUUGAUAGAGGAAAUGAGCGCCUUAUUAUUACAGAAUAUGUACCAAAUGGUACUCUAAGAGAACAUCUGGAUGGUCUACGAGGCAAAACCUUGGACUUCAAUCAGCGACUUGAGAUUUCUAUUGAUGUUGCUCAUGCCUUGACGUAUCUGCAUCUGUAUGCAGAGAAGCAAAUAAUCCACAGAGAUGUGAAGUCAUCCAAUAUUCUUCUGACCGAAAGCAUGAGAGCCAAAGUUGCCGAUUUUGGAUUUGCAAGGCAAGGAGAGAUGGACUCUGAUAAAACACAUGUUUCGACUAAGGUUAAAGGAACAGUUGGUUACUUGGAUCCAGAAUAUAUGAAGACUUAUCAACUCACAUCGAAGAGUGAUGUAUACUCAUUCGGGAUUCUGUUAAUAGAAAUUUUAUCAGGUCGUCGUCCAGUGGAGUUGAAAAAACCUGCUGAAGAGAGGGUGACAAUUAGAUGGGCUUUUGGCAAGUAUAGUGAAGGAAAUGUUUAUGACAUGCUCGACCAUCAAAUGCAUGAAACAAUAGACAGGGAGAUACUAGUGAAGAUGUUUGGUUUAGCUAUCCAGUGCGCAGCACCUACACGAGCUGAUCGUCCAGACAUGAAGGUAGUGGGAGAGGAAUUGUGGGCAAUUAGAAUGGACUACAUGAGAAGGGGAAGGAGGGAGUGACUUGGAAGUUUGUAGUGGCUUUUUAUGUUGAUGCUGUAUAGAAAAACCCUGUUUUGACAAUUUUCUGUUGGCCUUUAUUUUCGUCAAUUCCACGUUUUUCGCUUAUGAUAAUGAUCCGUUGCCUCAUACUUGGUGCUCGUCAAUUGUGUAGAUGCAUUUGUAUUAGCUUUUGGCUUUGCGUCACUCACGGUACCCUAUUCGAAAGGAUGAUAGCUGUUAACGACUGCAAUACUUGAAUGAAUUACAUCGUUAGUACAGAACAUUGCUCUU
This is a messenger RNA of Coffea eugenioides, 2729 nucleotides long. RefSeq names its product calmodulin-binding receptor-like cytoplasmic kinase 3. Gene Ontology annotation, molecular function: protein kinase activity; ATP binding. Lineage: Eukaryota; Viridiplantae; Streptophyta; Magnoliopsida; Gentianales; Rubiaceae. The transcript is spliced from 7 exons. The coding region runs from base 873 to 2459 and encodes 528 amino acids. The record is from RefSeq and is a predicted model, not a curated record. Gene Ontology annotation, biological process: protein phosphorylation.